AUUGUCUUUUCUUUUUUUCUCGCCGUGUUUUCUUUUAUUAAAAAAAUACAAAAAUUUUUCCGUGUAUUUUUCUAUCGCGUUUUAUCGGAAACACUCAAGAAACUUUCAACUGGAAGGAGAAUCUCGAAAAAGCUGUGGAAACACUCGCCACCGGCUGCUCGUGUUCGGACAGCAUUUCUUGUUCUCCUAAACUCCCAUUCGUGUUUCUGUAAUUCGAUAGUAGAAACACGGAAAACGCUUUCUAUUUCUAAUUUAUAUGAAGAAGAAUAGUUGGCGUAACUUGGCUUAACUAACGUAAAGUAAGAUACUAUUACAAGUUACGUGCCCGGGGAACAGUGCUGCCUGGAUCUCUGCGCGCAAAUUUGUUGAUAAUAACGACUAAUAAUUGUUCCGCACCAGCCUGAAAGAAAACAAUAUUUUUAACCGUCAGGUUUUGUUUGUUUCAGUGAGUUUGCUGAUUUAUUUGACCUUUCUGACCCGUGACGUGAGGUUGAUAGGCACUGAAAUCUUCGGAACCACCCAGUAUGCAAAAAUCACUAAUCAUUCGACCGUUGCGUGUGACAAUAUUUGUUGCGUCGACCCUGCUACUAUACACAGUCAAAUUGGGAAAUCAUAGCGCCAAACUAGGUAUUUAUCAUUGUGUUUUUAUUCCACAUUCUAACAAGGUGCAGGUCAAGGUAUAAUCUGAGAAAAAAAUUGGCUAGGCAUACUUAUGCGACAAUAACCCCCAGGGAAUAACCCUUCCACUCGCGAAGACAACCUUGGGUCAGUCAACUAAACGAUGUCAUAACUUUUAAGCUUAGCCGUGCACGAAGCUUCGUGUUGAACAGCGAAAAGCAUCUAACAAAACGAAACGAAUUUAAACCGAACUCUUCCAAAACUGUGGGGAUGCAAAUUAAGUCGUAAGUAGUUUAAGAAUGUUGACAGCCACUCAUCGGAAGGAUCGAUCGACUCCUCGCGCUCGGCUAAUGUCACAUUUUUGCUCAGGUUGUUUUGGUAUAUUGUUUACAGAAUGCACAUCACGAGAAUUACGAUCUUGGUUGUGAUGCUGUUCGUAUCGGUGGAAAGAUCUUCACCUUCACCUGUGAAGGUUAACAAAACCAAAGUCCUCAUCCUUGGCGCUGGACUCGCGGGAAUCAAAUCAGCAAAAACACUGAUGGACAAAGGCAUCACUGAUUUUCUGAUCCUUGAUGGAAAGAAUUACACUGGAGGCAGAAUACAUGCUGCGCCAUUCGUGGGUUUGAAUAUCGAGGCAGGAGCGAACUGGAUUCAUUUCACAGAUGAAGAGGACACGGCGCCACUUGUGAAUCUGAAAGAUGCCAAAAAGAUGAAUGGCAUUCGUAGUAAUUUCUCCGACUUUGUUGUGAGGGACGAAGAAGGCAAUGAUAUCACUGAUUUAUCAGUUUCCAAGGAAUAUCAUGACAAAGUAGAAGGACGUGUUGAACAAUACGUGGAGGCAAGGAAGGAAAAAGGAUCUCCAGAUAUUCCAGCUCGUGUUGGUCUUCAGUUGAUGGGGUGGAAAGCCGGAACGCGACCCAUCAGAAAAGUAGUUGAGUACUUCAACUUUGAUUUCGAGAUCGCAAAGCGCCCAGGACUGGUGUCUUUUUACCAGAUGUUUGAACGUGGAGAGGAUUUUUUUGUCAGCGACCAGCGAGGGCUUUGGUUCAUGUAUGAAGAUCUCUACAAACCCUUGACCAACCGAGUUUUAUUGAACAAAACCGUGACAGAAAUCAAGUAUUCUGACACAUCAGUUGAAGUUACCACAUCCAAUGGCGACAAAUUUGCCGCAGAUUACGCCCUGUGUACAUUCAGUACUGGAGUGCUGGCUAGCGACAUGGUGACUUUUAACCCACCCCUCCCUGAAUGGAAAAAGGAAGUGAUCUUUAAAAACCCAAUGUCGGUUUACACGAAAAUCUUCCUGAAAUUUCCAAACAAGUUCUGGGACGAUCACGAAUAUAUUCUGUAUGCCUCUAAAGAGCGAGGUCGUUUUCCCGUGUUCCAAGACUUGGAAAGACCAGGCAUUUUACCAAAUGGCAGCAGCCUUUUAUUGGUCACCGUGACGGAGGACGAAGGGAGAAGGAUUGAACGACAAGCAUACAAUGAAACCAAGGCAGAGGUCAUGAAAAUGUUGAGAUCCAUUUACGGACAGAGCAUUCCUGAUGCAACAGGUAAGGAUAACUAGCUUACCGGCAGCUUAAUUGACAUUGAGUAACAAGAACCAGUUUUAUUUGCUCGCUCUUGAGAGUAGUUACGCUUAAAUUAGCAAAAUACAAUUAAAUGGAGCAAGGAACAACAGGGGCACAGCAAUUAGGUUCUGCUUUUCGUAAGAGAGGUAUACUCUCCGAAGUAGAAUUGAGUACAGGUUUUUGAUCGGAUCGCAGGCUCAAACCAGGUUAACUUAGUCUAAUCAGGAGCUCCGCUUUUAGGCUUGGCUAGAUCUAUAUAUGAUCUUCGACGGAAAUAGGUCAUCUACCACGAUAUGUGUCCCAGUGUAAUCUCUGACAAAUUUAAUUUCGGUGGUAAAUUCUUCAUCUAACGACUUACUACUUCUGCCAUGUAUUUGUGUUGUUCUUGAUAGAGCGGUUUUCACUUGAGUGUUGAAAGUAAUUU
Orbicella faveolata is the source of this 2610-nucleotide messenger RNA. RefSeq lists its product as uncharacterized. Gene Ontology annotation, molecular function: oxidoreductase activity. Gene Ontology annotation, biological process: polyamine catabolic process. NCBI's taxonomy places the organism in Eukaryota, Metazoa, Cnidaria, Anthozoa, Scleractinia, Merulinidae. The record is from RefSeq and is a predicted model, not a curated record.